Molecule: messenger RNA, 297 nt
Organism: Aplosporella prunicola CBS 121167
Lineage: Eukaryota; Fungi; Ascomycota; Dothideomycetes; Botryosphaeriales; Aplosporellaceae
Exons: 1
Molecular function (GO): endonuclease activity
Source: RefSeq, a predicted model, not a curated record
AUAGCUGGGUUCGUACAAGCUGACGGAACCUUUGGAUUAAACUAUACUAAACAACCAAGAAUGAAAUUAGGGUACACAUGUCAACCUCAGUUUCGUGUUACUCAACAUGAGCGUGAUUUAAUAGUUUUAAAAAGAAUUAUUGAUUCUAUGGGUUGUGGUACUAUAGUAAAACCAUCUGGAGAUAGAGACAGAUAUAGUAUAUCUGUCGCAAAUACAUUAGAUUUAGUUAAUAUUGUAAUACCUUUAUUUGAAAAAUACCCUCUUUAUGGUGCAAAACAUAGUGAUUUUUUUGGAUUU